This is a messenger RNA of Cantharellus anzutake, 693 nucleotides long. RefSeq names its product ribosomal L27 protein-domain-containing protein. The record is from RefSeq and is a predicted model, not a curated record. Gene Ontology annotation, molecular function: structural constituent of ribosome. The transcript has 5 exons. NCBI's taxonomy places the organism in Eukaryota, Fungi, Basidiomycota, Agaricomycetes, Cantharellales, Hydnaceae. Gene Ontology annotation, cellular component: ribosome; mitochondrial large ribosomal subunit. The coding region runs from base 56 to 535 and encodes 159 amino acids. Gene Ontology annotation, biological process: translation.
GCAUCCUCCUUAAUUCUUCCCGCGGGAACGUUGAUGUUGGGCCACUUGUCCCAAAAUGCCAAUGAACGUUCUGGCAAGAAGCGGAUUUCUGCUGGCGCAAAGACCGCAACUCCUAUGGAACAAUAGAACAAUCUGCAUCCUCGAGUCGGGCAUUCUCGAUCAAGUUCGUCAUUCAACAAAGCGAGGUGGCGGGAGUGCUUCGAAUCAUGGUGGCUCUCCAGGGCAACGUUUGGGUUUGAAGCUCUUCUCUGACCAAGCGGCACAACCUGGAGAUAUCAUUAUCCGCCAGCGCGGCACUCAAUUUCAUCCCGGACAGCAUGUUUACAUGGGUCGUGACCACACUCUACACGCCGAGAUUCCGGGUUUCGUUCGUUUCUAUCGGAUAAAACAAGGGAGGAAAACCCGCCGGUAUGUGGGCAUCUCAACAGAACGAGGAGAAAAGCUCCCACGGGACGAGGCCACUCGUGGUCGAAGUCGCUACUUUGGACUGGUGGACUUGAUGAAGAACGAAAUAGUGAACCUUGAUUCUCGAUAAGCCAGAGCUAGCUCAUGACUUUGGGAUUUUUUCAAUUUGAACCUUCUUCACGAGGCCAUAUUCAAAUGUCUAAUGUCUUAUUUCUACAAAUCUGUACACAAAGGUAAUGCGAUUUGUCCAGCUGCGCAACUCAUCAGGCGAGCUCAAGGUAUCUUUCC